Messenger RNA from Rotaria socialis, 783 nucleotides. NCBI's taxonomy places the organism in Eukaryota, Metazoa, Rotifera, Eurotatoria, Philodinida, Philodinidae. The record is from the annotation of a GenBank genome assembly.
AUGCAAAUAUCAAAUACGACGUACUUCUGUCAAUUAUAUGCCACAUAUCCAAAAAACAAUUCUCAAUUGUUAUUAUUAUUAAUGUCAAAUGUAACUAUUUAUACGAAUCGAACACUAACUUCGGUUUAUAUCAAUAAUGGAACACGCUUAUUAAACCCUCAAAAUCUUUCUUUCGGUACAGAAAAUCCAUGGAUACCUGUUGCAAAAUUAUAUACAAACAAUAGUCAACCAUUUUUAUGGUUAAAUUCUAGUAAUUUAACUACAUUAACAAAUAUUCCAACGAUUUCAAUUAAUCAAUCAACAUCACAUUGGUUUAGCAUUUUAAUAUCGCAAUGGAAUGAUAUGACCUAUCAAGCAAAUCAAGUUGCCGUUGCGUUUAUUGUCAAUCGUACGAUUAUUUUUGAUUUUCUUAUUUUCAAUGCUUCACAAACAAAUAUAACAACUUGGUUUUCACUGAGAACUCUUCUCUCAAAUCAAUAUUGGAAUCUAACACAAUAUUCAAGCACAGUCGCUGGUCAAACACAAAUGAAAUCAAUUUAUACAGAUAGCGAUUGUAUACGAUCAUUUAAUUUUAAUUUAAAAUAUUCAACAAGUAGAUGCACUCAAGAUUUUUAUGGAUUCUUUUUUGUUGAUGGUGGCUAUAAAGAUUUAUGUACUGCAUCUUCUGCAGGUACCACGUCAGCAUCUGUUCCAACAAUUUAUUAUAGCCCAACAACAUAUUCUACCAAUGGAAGUCUGAGUGAUUAUCAUAUUGCUGAUGGUCUUAUGGUUUUUGUUCGAUGA